GUGUGUGUGUGUGUACAAAAGUAUUCACAUAGCGAACGAUAGUUUGCGUUUUCCCAAAAGUUAACAAUACGAAAGUUCGAUCGCAAGUUUCGAAUUUUAUUACGUGAUGAGAGAGAUAGUAUUUGGUAUUUGACAGUCAAUCUCAGACUGGCAAAACAAAUAUCUUUGUUUAAUUAGAUCGCCGAUUUAUAUAGCAUGAGUAUUUUUAUGAUAUUGUAUGAGUUCGAGCUGUUCUAGCUUCAUGAGAGAACCGCGACGUUCGGAAGAUUCACGCGAUAACCUAGAAUAAGAAUGUUUCGUUGCGCGAAACUGCACACGCUGAUGAUUGAUUUGGAUGAUGAUAUAACGUCGAUAUUACGUUUGGAGUAAUCGCAGAGACUCUUGGAAUCUUGAAAUUCACAUUCACGCGACUAAAUUAAACGACAAACGUACGUGUCGCAUAGUUCCGUCCGAUAGGAAGGAUUACUUAAAAUUUAUUAUGCUGCAGCGACAGAUUAAUAUUGCGUCAAGAGAAGAUCGAGUUUUUGAAGGGAUGACUCAGUUAGAGCUGGAUCCUCAAUUCACGCAGGGGUUGCGGCUGCUGUAUUCCACCAACAAGGAUUCUGCUGAACAGCUACGAGCUCUGUUAGAUGAGGCAAUUAAACAAAAGUACGGACCAUCCAAAAUGCUUUCCAAUGUGCUGCAUAAAAAGUACAUGAUGGAAGAGCCAGUGUUGAGCGAUCACAGUAGCAGCAGCAGUAAGAAAAGCAAGAGCUCUAGCUCCUCCAAGCACUCGAACAAAUCGAGCAAGAACAGCUCGCCGGUUAAUUUGCCAGCGCGCGACACUCCACCGGAUAUUCUACAGUCCGAUGAUACGCUGGCGUUGGAAAUUCUAGAGGAUGAUCUUACAUGUGUUAUUUGCAAGGGGAUGGAUGUCGGAGCGAGAAAUAGACUUGUGGAAUGUCAGGAGUGUCAUUCUCUGUAUCACCAGGAGUGCCACGUUCCCCACAUCUUGGACUCGCAGAUAGAUAACGUGCCGAAACAAGUGUGGUAUUGCUCCAACUGUUCAAAGUCUCAGGUCUCGAAAGAAAGGAGUUCACCAAAGACUGUGAUAGAAAAUAAAUCUAAGGAGCAGAAGAAAUCUAGCUCAAGCAGUGGAACUAAGGUUACACCAAAUAUCCAUAUUAUCAGUGCGGAUAAAAGACUGAAAGACAUGAUGAAGAAAGCUAAGCAGGAUAAACGUAAUACAGGUACUGCCACAGGUUCAAAGAGCUCUUCAUCCAGUUCUCCUGCAUUAUCCUCAGCCAAAUCUCAGGAUAAAUCAUUAUUAUAUAAGAUAAAGUCAGGGGUAGAAUAAACUGCUGAUUUUAUGAAAUUAUGAGAAAAAAAUAGCAAAAUAAAAAGUAAGUAGUAAGAUCAUAUACACAGCGUAUUUUAGAGAAAUAAUAUGAAAAGUUUUAUUGAUAAUGUAAUUAUUUUGUAAUUAAUUUUGUUAAUUUAAGAGAAAAGGCGACAAUUUUUAUUGUUAUUUUUUGUUAAUAUAUUUACGACUGAAGAGAAAGAGAAUAAGAUCAUGUCCCCUUAUGACAAAGACAAAUCCUAAAUAGACGAUACUAAUGUGUGUAUUUAUAUUGAAGUUUAAUCUCGAAUUACAUUCAAUCAAUAUUAAUACAAUUGGGCCUUUGUGUAGUGUCUGAAUUUCUUACUGCCUAUAUAAAUACAAUUCCAUAUUAUACAAUUUAUUAAUAAUUGUACAAACGUGCCAUGUAAAUUUGUUAUCUUUAAGCUUUUCGUAUUAUUAUUACAAAAAUAUUAAGUAUGUAGAAAAUAAUGACAUAAUAUUACUAUAGCUAAUAAUUAUUACACACGUAACAUCAUUCGUAAUACAAGUCUGCGUUGAUAGUUUUAAUGUAAAUAUACAAUAGAUCAUUUUUUUAAUAUCUUUUUAUUGAGAUAUUUAUAAAAGGAAAGCGAUAAAAUUAUAUAAACUUCACAUAUCUCAAGAUUGCGUAUUAAUUGUACUAUUUUAUAUAUAUGUAUAGAGCAUAUACACAAUUUUCGUCACCGAAACCAACGGUUUCGUACCAAAUAUGCUAAUUUAUUACCGGCGUAACGAUACAACAUCGACGCCGAAAUUGAUGGUACUGUUACAAAUGCACAGUGAAAAACUAUACAUACGCACCAAGUACGUUCUACCGUAUACAAGAUAUACAUGUAAACUCGUGUACUCCGCGAAUGCGGACGUGAUUUAGUUGUGACAUACAAGAACUCAAAAUUAACGUAACAAUUUGCGUAACAUUUGACGAUUCUUUUGGAUAGAUUAUUUCCAAAAAGUUCACAUUUCGCGUAUCUCUGUAUAUUUAUAGUAACGAUAUUUAGAUCUUAGCGCAUCAACGAGCUGUGAUAAUUUUGCAUGGGCGUGCGGCGCUGUAUCGUGUGUGCCCGUUCAAUUACAAUAAAUCUUUACAAAGAUUUUCCAAAAGAAAAUUUAGCGCGUGAAGAACCGAAAGAUCAUCCGCACGUGUCCUUGCGAGCUCUCGGAUAAAUGGUGACAAAUUAUACCGACUGCAAAUUAUAGGACACGAUCCCAUGUCCUGAUCGUAAGCUGAUAGCAAGUCUGUACAGCUGAGACUGCGGGUGGGCAAGAAUAACGAAGAGAUAACGAGAAUACUAGUCGUUUAGAAUACCAAUAUAUUUCUUGCGAUUUUUCUUUUAAA
Monomorium pharaonis (pharaoh ant) is the source of this 2696-nucleotide messenger RNA. RefSeq names its product integrator complex subunit 12. Gene Ontology annotation, cellular component: integrator complex. The transcript is spliced from 5 exons. Gene Ontology annotation, biological process: snRNA 3'-end processing. The record is from RefSeq and is a predicted model, not a curated record. NCBI's taxonomy places the organism in Eukaryota, Metazoa, Arthropoda, Insecta, Hymenoptera, Formicidae. Bases 479 to 1336 code for a protein of 285 amino acids.